AUGGAUUAUGGUGGUCAGUUGGACUAUGAGGGAAGAAUAAUGUCACAAGUUGCAGUGGGUGGGGCUGACCGUUGCGAUAACACAGCCCACCCUGAAGUACUUAUUGCUCAACGUCCAAACCUCAAUGAGACCACUUCACUCUCUCAGAGUGAACUUACGUCAGCUCUACAGAAUGAUUUUGAAACUGGACUCCCCUCAAAAACAUCUCUCAACAAUAACGGGGGGAACAAGGAGCUGGAGAGCCAGAAAAGCACAGAAGAAGAAGAGGACAUUGAUGAGGUGAUGAAGGAUGAAGAGGAGGAAUCAGAAGAAUCAAGUUGUCAAAUGCACUGCCAGUCCCCAGAUACUCCCAUGACAGAUUCCUCCUAUUCAGAAACAGGAAGCAUGCUGGAAAAUCCCUUCAGUCCAGGCACAAGUCCAGAACCUACGUCACCUAUCAUCCAAGAAACGUCAUGUCCCAUCAGCCCACUGGAUCUGGUCCAGAGUGAAGUAAACUUUGCUGGUUAUAUUGCCCCAUCCAGCACACCAGGACAUAUUGUCAUGAAGGGGCCUGUGCUUUCUCCUCAACCAUCUUUAACCUCGGACACAGGCCUGAGCUGCACUGAUGCAUCCAAACAUAUCUCAGCAAAUCAGGAGACUUCCUCUUCUUUGCCCAUCUCUGCUCUGAUGGCCUCUUUGGAGCUAUUGGCCCAGAGAGGAGAUGAUACUUGCCUCCCACAACAACUUCAUCAGAUUGCUGAGGCCUCUGUCCGUCAUGAAGAUUACCAUUUGGCUUUACGGUGCAUUCAGCUGGAGAAGCUUUAUCACCAGAGAGUGUUGGACAACCUGAAUGCUCUUCAGCAGCAGUGGGCUGAUGACAUCGAAGGUUCGAUGGAGCAUAGCCAUCUCCCCACGCCCUCCAUUAAUCUGUCACAUCAGAUCAAUUCCAAAAAAAUAGACAGGGAAGCCCCGGAAUGCAAUAUAGAAGGGAAGUCUGGUUCCCCUGGGAGUGAGUUGACUGACGAGAAUAAGGCCAGUGGCAGAGUGCAAGGGGAGUGUCUGGAACGCACCACUUUAACCCAAGAAAUGAUGUGGCACCCCUCUGGAGCUGGAGUAAUGGACCAGCCCGAGCCUGCAGAGCAGCAGGGAGGAGAUUUAGGUUCAGCACAGGAAAAGGAGCUGGAUGAGGAAAACAAGGGGAGCAAUGUGGGAGAGGCAGCGGAGGCACCGAUAAUGGAAGAUGAGACUGAGGAAGAGGAGGCAGAGGAAGAGAGAAAAGAGCUCUGUGGGAUCGCUGUGACGACGGAACAUCUGGAGCAGGAAGCUCAAGUGUUUGGAAAAGAGGAGAUAACGGAGGGAAAUGAGAGCAGCCUGCAGCAGGAUGAUGUCCAUCUUCCUCAAGAGACUCUCCUGAAACACGACAAGCUAGCCAACGAGGAAGAAGAGGAGGAUUAUGAGUCUGAGCUAGCUGACACCUUUCCAGAAGCAGUCACCUUGGACGACAUGGCGAAACUUAUCACUGUCGAAGAGAUUUCGCCUGUUUCUGGCCUCAUCUCCAUCCUGAAAAAGAGGAAUUUACCUUCUGACGAUGUCAGUUUGUCUGAACAUCUGGAUAAAUCCACUGCCAAAAGACGCGUUCGCUUCAAAGUGGCAGAUGAUGGUUUUGAAAAUGUUGGUGGCAGAGACUCUUGCCUGCUUCUCUUCCUGCUUUGUCUGGUUACUGUGGUGAUCAGCAUGGGCGGCACAACCCUUUACUGUGCUCUGGGUGACGUGCGCUCCUCCGUCUGCCAGGACUUCUCUAGAAAUCUGGACUUUUACUUUGGACAAAUGCAGCGUGCUGUAACUCACAUCCAACAGUGGUUUGGCCCGAGUUCAACGUAG
Nerophis lumbriciformis (worm pipefish) is the source of this 1860-nucleotide messenger RNA. Lineage: Eukaryota; Metazoa; Chordata; Actinopteri; Syngnathiformes; Syngnathidae. The record is from RefSeq and is a predicted model, not a curated record.